Messenger RNA from Sardina pilchardus (European sardine), 1049 nucleotides. RefSeq names its product myelin transcription factor 1-like. Lineage: Eukaryota; Metazoa; Chordata; Actinopteri; Clupeiformes; Clupeidae. Bases 392 to 874 code for a protein of 160 amino acids. The transcript is spliced from 2 exons. The record is from RefSeq and is a predicted model, not a curated record.
UCUGCUCACAGUUAGUCUAUGAUCUGAGACACUCACUAUAUCCUCUGAACGUAGCCUUCACGUCCACAGUCAUGUAGCAGUUAUCAGCUUUCAUGAUGUGAAAUGAGUUUAAACUCUUUAGAGACUAGUGUCAUGAUGAUGUCAGACAUAUGUGAUUUGGGGAGUUCCUGUGCUGCUGGUGUUUGUCCAUCACUGGAUUUGUUUUGGGGUGAGGGGUGCUGACCCCACCUCUCAUCACACACAGUAAACUAAUAGAAGCCACUCUGAACACUCUGAAAGAGGCGCCGUUGGGAGUUUUGGAUCAGGAUCCUCUCCCUCGUCCACGCCUGUCCCAGUCUAGAGGAGGUCAGCUUAUUGACCCUCAUGUGUAAAAACCUGUGAUCAGUUGUUUAUGAGUCUGAGUCUGUACCUGAUAAGGUGUGUCUCAUUCAACAGGUUUGAAGCCGCUGUCUGUGAUGAGAGUUUUGAGGAGGAAAAAGGUUUGUUGCUGGAGGAGGGGAUCCACUUACUGCAGGAGGCUCAGAGGCGCCCAGACUGCACCAUCACACUUGAAGGGAAGCGCUGCUGUAAAGCCACUGAGAAGUGCACUGAGUUUAAGGACAGAAACCUCAGCUGUAAUGAACUGGGGAAGAUUACAAUGAAGGGAGAGUCUUAUACUGAAAAAAGAGGAGAGGAGGAGAGUGAGGAAGAUGAGGGUGAGGAAGAGGAGGGUGAAGGAGGCUCUGAGAUGAAUGAAAGAGAGAGGGAGGGAUCUUCCUCACAUCUCCACACUGAUGAAGAGACGGCAGCAGAAGAGCACGCUGCAGCAGUCCAACACAACCAGCAGAAGAAGAAGAAGAAGAAGAAGAAGAAGAAGAAAUGUGUUUUAAUGUGAUCUGCCAUCCAGCACUGAGAGUGUUGAUUCAGAACUUUAGAUGUGUAUGUCCCAGCACUGAGAGUGUUGAUUCAGAACUUUAGAUAUGUAUGUCCAGCACUGAGAGUGUUGAUUCAGAACUUUAGAUGUGUAUGUCCCAGCACUGAGAGUGUUGGAUUCAGAACUUUAGAUGUGU